AUGUCUUAAAGGAAAAAAAAGAGAGAUCCAACGCCAACUAGAGUUGCUUUGGUUUGUCUCAAGACUACCCAAAAUAAUAUUUAAAUCAAUAACUAGUCGUUGCUCAAGAUUUUCUCCAAACAUGGUUCAAUAUCAAAAGUAUCACUUUUCGAUGAUAUUUAUUAAUAUAGAUAUUAAUAUUUGAGAGAGGCUAAUUGUUAACGAAAGUCUUUAUUGAAUAUGAUGAAGUAAAUUCUGCUAUUGAUGCUAUUAAGUAUGCAUUUGCGUUAAAUAUUGUAGAUAUCUAAACAAUACUAAAAUAUUGAAUCAAAUUUCAUGUAAUGUCUAUCACUCUCGUUUGAAGUAAUUGAAAUUAGAUACAGUCCCAUAUACAAAAGGACUUGAUUUUACAAAUCCUCCAUCAAACAAUAUAGAGCAAAGCGAAUAAAUAGAAUAGUAACUUGAAAAUCAGGAUAAAAAUAAUGAAUGGCAAGACUUUUAAUUUGAAAAUAGAUCAACUGAUGAAGUGUCGGACGAAGAGGAACCUCAAUUCUCGGAAGAGAAAAUGAAAGACAUUAUUACAAAGCUUAAUUAGAUUGAUGAAGAGAUAAAUUAAACAAUCGAAACUAAAAUUGUUACUGCUUUAGAUAAGUUGAGAUAGACUUUUAAAUUCCAUAAGUAAUAAGAAAAUCAAUUAAUUCAAAUAAAUUAAUGAAGG
Messenger RNA from Paramecium octaurelia, 697 nucleotides. The record is from the annotation of a GenBank genome assembly. Lineage: Eukaryota; Ciliophora; Oligohymenophorea; Peniculida; Parameciidae.